This is a messenger RNA of Haemorhous mexicanus (house finch), 3520 nucleotides long. Its product is annotated as excitatory amino acid transporter 5-like. Gene Ontology annotation, biological process: L-glutamate transmembrane transport. The record is from RefSeq and is a predicted model, not a curated record. Lineage: Eukaryota; Metazoa; Chordata; Aves; Passeriformes; Fringillidae. The transcript is spliced from 11 exons. Gene Ontology annotation, molecular function: L-glutamate transmembrane transporter activity; glutamate:sodium symporter activity; neutral L-amino acid transmembrane transporter activity. Gene Ontology annotation, cellular component: plasma membrane. Bases 795 to 2432 code for a protein of 545 amino acids.
GGUUUUAAUAUUUUCCCAUUCCCAGAGCAUCUUCAGCCUGGGAUCCACCUACCCUUUUGUUCUGCACCACACUCUGGCCCCAGUGGCACUUGUGGCCUGAACCAGAGGCAAACUGGAGAGAGAAAUACUCUAAAAUAUCACAUUAUGGAUGAAUUAUGGAACAGGAGCUCCAGCAGCAUCUCAUGGCCAUGGGGCAGCUUCCCUGGAGAGCUGGCAGGAGGUUAGAUCUGUUGGGGCAGAUAUUUUUGUGGGAAUGUUCCAAAUCACCUGUUGAUGUCUUGGGCUGUGUCUGCAGAUGCCAUGGGAAGUUUUCUCAUUCACUGAGAAAGCUUUCCCUAUGCCAACCCUCCCCUCAUGAAGCCCUCACAGAUGGGGGCAGGAUUGGGGUGCACUCACAGCCAGUGGGGAGCACAAAUCUAGUGCAGGACCCAGAUCUGGUGGCAGGAUCCACCUUUUGGUGGAUCAUUUUGGAUCAGGAACAGUGAGAAGUUCUGGGGCUGAAUCCCUGCUCUCAGUCUGCACACUGGCCCCCAUCCCAGGGGCUGGAGGGUUAAACUGGGAGGGUUCAGCACCUCACGGCAGGAUGCCAAGCCCAGAUUAACCAGUUGAAGACGUCACUUUCCAUUAUGGGAAAGGCUCCCAAAUAUCCCUGAAGCUUUUGGUUCUGGGGAUUAACCAGCAGCACACUCAGCUCCUGGCACAGAGCAGGGGUCCAUUGGCGCUGCAGGGCCCGUGGCCAUGAGCGGGGCUGGGAGCUGCUCCCAGGGGCAGCACUUGGGCGGCUGAGGGCGACCAUGUGGGAGUGGGUCAGAAGAGCUGUGCUGCACUCGCUGUCCACGGCCCUCCUGCGCCUCUGGAAGUGGCUUCGGGCUUUCUGGUACAAAAAUGGCCUCUUGACUCUCUCCAUGCUGUCGGUUGUCACCGGAUGCCUCCUGGGGUUCCUGCUGCGGGCACUGGAGCUGACAGACCUGGAGAAGCAGUACUUUUCCUUUCCUGGAGAGCUCCUCAUGAGGAUGCUGAAGAUGCUGAUCCUGCCCUUGAUCACCUCUAGCCUCAUGUCUGGGCUGGCCACCAUGGACUCCAAGGCCUGCGGGAAGAUGGGGGUGAUCACCAUCACCUACUACCUUUGGACAACCUUCAUGGCAGUGACCGUGGGGAUUAUCCUCGUGGUCAGCAUCCAUCCUGGUGCAGCUGCCCAGAAGGACAACUACUCUGUGGGGAAAGUGGUGCUCAGCUCCGCCGAUGCGUUACUGGAUUUAAUCAGAAACAUGUUUCCUUCUAACCUGGUUGAAGCUUCAUUUCAGCAGUACCGAACUGUUCUUGUGCCAGUGGUGAAGUCUCCCGGUUUUCCAAAGAUCCCAGGAAAACCUGUCAAUUUUAUUUACUUUGCACCUGAUGACAAAAACCCUGAAAUCCAUCGGCCUGUGUUCCUUGAGCUGACACCAUCACCUGAGAUGACCUACAGGACCCUGGCUGGGACCAGCAAUGAGAUGAAUGUCCUGGGCAUUGUCAUCUUCUCAGCAACCAUAGGACUUCUCCUGGGGAAAAUGGGUGAGCGAGGAGCCCCGCUGGUUAACGUGUGCCAGUGUCUGAAUGAAGCAGUUAUGAAAAUUGUCUCGAUGGCCGUUUGGUACUUCCCCUUUGGCAUUGUAUUUCUCAUAGCUGGAAAGAUCUUGGAGAUGGAAGAUCCAUCGGUUAUUGGACAGAAGCUGGGACUGUAUGUCAUUACAGUAGUGUCAGGGCUUGCCUUGCAUGGAGUCAUCCUCUUACCUCUGCUUUUUGUGCUUAUCACCAAGAAAAACCCCUUUGCUUUCAUUCAGGGGAUACUGCAAGCCUUGCUGAUCGCCUUAGCUACAUCCUCCAGCUCAGCCACCCUGCCCAUCACCCUCAAGUGUCUCCUGGAGAACAACGGCAUUGACAGACGUGUGGCGCGCUUCGUGCUCCCCGUGGGGGCCACCAUCAACAUGGAUGGCACCGCGCUCUACGAGGCCGUCGCUGCCAUCUUCAUCGCCCAGGUCAAUGAGUAUGAACUGGAUCUAGGACAAAUUAUAACUAUCAGCAUCACAGCCUCAGCAGCCAGCAUUGGGGCCGCUGGGAUCCCACAGUCCGGGCUCGUCACCAUGGUCAUUGUCCUCACCUCCGUGGGGCUGCCCACCGAGGACAUCACCCUCAUCAUCGCCGUCGACUGGGCUCUGGACCGACUGCGGACGAUGACCAACGUGCUCGGGGACGCCCUGGCUGCUGGCAUCAUAGCUCAUGUCUGCCAGAAGGACUUUGCCCCAAAGCCCUCCCCGCAAAACCCAGUGAGCAACACAGACAAGGUUCCUUCUGCAGAGACCUCACACCUGCAUCCCAAAGACAAGAGGAUUGAAAUGACUGAAGAAACCCUGUUGGAUCAGACAGGAGUUCACUAUAACAUCUGCCAGGUGUAGAUAACAGCAUUCCUGCUCCCAGAUAUGGCAUCUUGGUGCUAAACACUGACAUUGUGAGUGUCGCAUGCGGAUACUCUGAAGGAUAAAGGCCUUACUUGGCACAAAAAGUGGGAAAAUCCUCUUACCCUUUGAAGGCCGUGGAAUUCUCAGCAGGCACCCAAAGAGCAUGGCUCUGCCACUGGGGCAGGGAGCCAGCUCCUCCCUGCACCUGAGGACACAGCUGAGAGCUUGCUGCCCUGUCUUAAAUGGCUGGGUUUGAAGGAUUUAUAACUCACAUUUUUCAAGCUCUCCUAUUUUUGAAAGCUAAGGAGGUGAGCAGGUGUCAAUAGACUGGAUUUGGUGAGAAUACAAUAGGGAAAUAGGGAUGGAACAUAACACUGAACCCUCUGGCCAGCAGCUCUUCCCUGGAGGCCAGGCUGUGCUCCAGAAGCUUUUGUUUUCCUUAUUAUAGAGAUUAUUUUUUUUAAUCAAUGCAUUUUAUUUUACUACUGGGUUCUGAUAUAAAAAACUAAGAUUAAGUGAAUUUUUGUCUAGAGCUCAAAAUCCAAGUUGGACAUAACUAGAUUUCCCAGCUGUCAGGUUACAGACAGGAUGUCUGAGCUGUUGCACUCUCAGGGUCAGUGGGAUCCACUGGCUGGAAGGAAGAAAGGCCCAGCUGUACACCUGUUUCUACAGCUGUUUUAUUACAGAGAACUAAUUAACCAGGCCCAAUUGCAACUGUGUUGAUUUUCCCAGCUAAGGAUCUGUCCCCAAGAUCAAAUUCCAAUUACAGCCUUAAAAUCCAGGCUUCCCAGGGCAGCCUUCUACACAAAAGCCUUUUAUACCAACAAUUCAUGUCAGUGAAUUAAUCUCUCUCUCAAAAUAUCAACUCAUCCCUUUUCUCCUUCUUGAUCUUUCCUGACAUAGAAUUGGGAAUCAUAACACAGCUCAGACCCCCACUCACAUAACUGAACUUUUCUCCAACUGUACAUAAGGAAAACAUUUUCUGUGCAGAAUUCUUUCCAGAUGAAGUCAGAGGUUGUAAAAGAAUAUUUAGAAGAAAUAUUCAUUCCAGUUUUGCCAAAUGAAAAGCAGAAACUAUUAAAUAU